This is a messenger RNA of Culicoides brevitarsis, 825 nucleotides long. Its product is annotated as pickpocket protein 28-like. The record is from RefSeq and is a predicted model, not a curated record. Bases 1 to 825 code for a protein of 274 amino acids. Gene Ontology annotation, cellular component: plasma membrane. NCBI's taxonomy places the organism in Eukaryota, Metazoa, Arthropoda, Insecta, Diptera, Ceratopogonidae. The transcript is spliced from 4 exons. Gene Ontology annotation, biological process: sodium ion transmembrane transport. Gene Ontology annotation, molecular function: ligand-gated sodium channel activity.
AUGUUACAAAUGAAACACUUGCCAUAUGGAAUAUUCAAAGCUAAGGGCUUUCCUUCCAAAGAUUGGUCUUUUGAAGAUGGAUACGAUAACAACUAUGAUACAGAUGUAUAUCCUUUGCGAGGCGCAUCUUUCAAUAAACAAGUUGAUUUAAGACUUCGCUUGAAAAUGAAUCGAAAUGAUUUCAAUAAUUCAGAAAGUCUCACAGUUAUAUCCAAUAACAUGCUAUACACCAUUCAAAAAUUUCAUGGAUUUUGGGUUUAUGUUCAUCAUCCAAUGAACUAUCCUCACAAUGAUGAAACAAAAACAUUUAUCCCUUUGAAUUCACGGAUGACUUUGAACGUUGAACCAGACAAGAUUUCUGCUGAAAGAGAAUUGAACCAUUAUCCAUUUGAAAGUCGCAACUGCUUCAUUAAGGAGAAAGAAUUAACAAACUCUACAAUUUUCAAACAUUACACAGAGGAAAAUUGUUUGUUAGAAUGUCGGGCAGUAUUUUCUGAAAGUAAAUGCGAUUGCGUUCCAUUUUUCAUUCCAUAUCGUAAUUGUUUUCCGCCAUGUUCAUCUCUUACCUACAACGUUCGCGAAACAAUGACAGGAGCUUUGCCAAUCUCAAACAAUUCAUUCCGGUACAGCGAAGUUAUUGUAAAACUCAAUUUGUUUGAAUUUCUUGGAAAAAGGCGACAGGAAUCUUACAGUAUCUUGGAUAUUUUGUCAGCUUUUGGAGGAUUACUUGGAUUUUUUGUUGGAGCAUCCGUCAUGAGCAUUAUGGAGUUAAUAUUUUUCUUCACGGUCAAAAUUGGAAUUGAUCUAUUCACGAAAAUUCAUUAA